ACUGCCCCCUUGCUGCUGAUGCUCUGUGACCAGCUGGCUUCCUGAUCCUGCCAAGCCUUCCAUGCCACCUUGAGAUACAGAUCUUCAGAGUGUAAGCCAGAAUAAGCCUUCUCUUCUGUGAACUGCUUUUGUCAGGGUUAUUUUAUCCCAGCAACAGAAAAGAUGAACCACGCUUGGGAGGAGAAAUAAACCCCACCCCCUGUGAAGCUUUGGUCAUUGUGCUCAUCAUAAGAACAUGAGAGCUGCCUCGAACACCCAACAACUGCUCACCUUUCCCCUUUAGAAAAUGGCUGAGCAUGGGGAGUCCUCCGAGGAUCGGAUUUCUGAGAUUGAUUAUGAAUUUCUCCCCGAGCUCUCUGCUCUUCUCGGGGUGGAUGCAUUUCAGGUGGCAAAGAGCCAAGAAGAAGAAGAGCAUAAAGAACGGAUGAAAAUGAAGAAAGGUUUUAACUCACAGAUGCGCAGUGAAGCCAAACGACUAAAGACCUUUGAGACCUAUGACACGUUCAGAUCAUGGACGCCACAGGAGAUGGCAGCUGCUGGGUUUUACCACACAGGGGUGAGACUUGGCGUUCAGUGCUUUUGCUGUAGCUUGAUCCUCUUUGGUAACAGCCUCAGGAAGCUUCCCAUAGAGAGACACAAGAAAUUACGUCCGGAAUGUGAGUUCCUUCAGGGCAAAGAUGUUGGUAACAUUGGCAAGUAUGACAUCCGGGUGAAGAGGCCAGAGAAGAUGCUGAGAGGUGGCAAAGCCAGGUACCAUGAAGAGGAGGCCAGACUGGAGUCCUUUGAGGACUGGCCAUUUUAUGCCCAUGGGACAUCACCACGUGUACUCUCAGCAGCUGGCUUUGUCUUUACAGGUAAAAGGGACACUGUGCAGUGUUUCUCCUGUGGCGGAAGCUUGGGCAACUGGGAAGAAGGAGAUGACCCCUGGAAGGAGCAUGCCAAGUGGUUCCCCAAAUGUGAAUUUCUUCAAAGUAAGAAAUCCUCAGAGGAAAUUGCCCAGUAUAUUCAAAGCUACGAGGGAUUUGUUCAUGUAACGGGAGAACAUUUUGUGAAGUCCUGGGUCAGAAGAGAAUUACCUAUGGUAUCAGCUUACUGCAAUGACAGUGUCUUCGCUAAUGAAGAACUAAGGAUGGACAUGUUUAAGGACUGGCCCCAAGAAUCACCUGUGGGUGUUGAAGCUCUAGUCAGAGCAGGCUUUUUCUACACUGGCAAAAAGGACAUUGUCCGGUGUUUUUCCUGUGGAGGAUGUUUGGAAAAGUGGGCAGAAGGUGACGACCCAAUGGAAGAUCACAUCAAGUUUUUUCCCGAAUGUGUAUUUCUUCAAACCUUGAAGUCCUCUGCAGAAGUAAUUCCAACCCUUCAGAGCCAAUAUGCACUUCCAGAAGCCACGGAAACCACACGUGAAAGCAACCAUGGUGAUGCAGCAGCAGUUCAUUCUACAGUGGUGGACUUGGGUAGGAGUGAAGCCCAGUGGUUUCAAGAGGCCAGGAGUCUGAGUGAGCAGCUAAGAGACAACUACACUAAAGCCACUUUCCGCCACAUGAACUUGCCAGAAGUGUGCUCCAGCCUUGGCACUGACCACUUGCUCAGCUGCGAUGUGUCCAUCAUUUCAAAGCACAUCAGCCAGCCUGUGCAAGAGGCCCUGACGAUCCCCGAGGUCUUCUCCAAUCUCAACUCUGUCAUGUGUGUGGAGGGGGAAACUGGCAGUGGAAAGACAACCUUCCUGAAGAGGAUAGCUUUUCUCUGGGCAUCAGGAUGCUGCCCCCUGUUGUACAGGUUCCAGCUGGUCUUCUAUCUCUCCCUUAGUUCCAUCACACCAGAUCAGGGACUGGCCAACAUCAUCUGUGCCCAACUCCUAGGGGCAGGAGGUUGCAUUAGUGAAGUGUGUCUGAGCAGCAGCAUCCAGCAGUUACAACACCAGGUGCUGUUCCUGUUGGAUGACUACAGUGGGCUGGCCUCACUCCCCCAAGCCCUACACACACUGAUUACAAAAAACUACUUGUCACGGACCUGCUUAUUGAUCGCUGUGCAUACAAACAGGGUCAGAGACAUCCGCCUAUACCUAGGUACAAGUCUAGAGAUCCAAGAGUUUCCCUUCUAUAAUACUGUCUCUGUAUUACGGAAGUUUUUUUCACAUGACAUAAUCUGUGUGGAAAAGCUUAUAAUUUACUUUAUUGAUAAUAAAGAUUUACAGGGAGUUUACAAGACCCCUCUCUUUGUAGCAGCAGUAUGUACUGACUGGAUUCAAAAUGCAUCUGCCCAGGAUAAAUUUCAAGAUGUGACACUUUUCCAGUCCUACAUGCAAUACCUGUCCUUAAAAUACAAAGCUACAGCUGAGCCUCUCCAGGCCACUGUGUCCUCAUGUGGGCAGCUGGCCUUGACAGGGCUUUUCUCAUCAUGCUUUGAGUUCAAUAGUGAUGACCUGGCAGAGGCAGGAGUUGAUGAAGAUGAAAAGCUUACCACCCUCUUGAUGAGCAAAUUCACCGCCCAGAGACUGAGACCAGUCUACCGGUUUUUAGGUCCUCUGUUCCAGGAGUUUCUUGCUGCCGUGAGGUUGACUGAACUCCUGAGUUCAGAUAGGCAGGAAGACCAAGAUCUUGGACUUUAUUAUUUGAGACAAAUCGACUCACCUCUGAAGGCAAUAAACUCCUUUAACAUAUUUUUGUAUUAUGUCUCCAGCCACUCUUCCUCAAAGGCAGCGCCAACAGUUGUAUCUCAUUUGCUUCAGUUGGUGGAUGAGAAAGAGUCACUGGAGAACAUGUCUGAAAAUGAGGAUUACAUGAAGCUCCAUCCACAAACUUUUCUAUGGUUUCAGUUUGUUAGAGGGUUGUGGCUGGUGUCUCCUGAAUCUUCCUCUUCAUUCGUUUCAGAACAUUUAUUGCGCCUUGCUCUAAUCUUUGCUUAUGAAAGCAACACAGUUGCUGAAUGCUCUCCAUUUAUUUUGCAAUUCCUUCGAGGAAAAACACUGGCUUUAAGAGUACUGAAUUUACAGUACUUUAGGGACCACCCAGAAAGCCUGUUACUGUUGAGGAGCUUAAAGGUUUCCAUAAAUGGAAAUAAAAUGUCAUCUUAUGUAGAUUAUUCAUUCAAGACAUAUUUUGAAAACUUACAGCCACCAGCUAUAGAUGAGGAGUAUACAUCUGCCUUUGAGCAUAUAAGUGAAUGGAGGAGAAAUUUUGCUCAAGAUGAGGAGAUCAUAAAAAACUAUGAAAAUAUCCGACCCAGAGCCCUACCAGACAUCAGUGAAGGGUACUGGAAACUGUCCCCCAAGCCAUGCAAGAUCCCCAAGCUGGAAGUUCAAGUGAACAACACGGAUGCAGCAGAUCAAGCACUGCUCCAGGUCCUCAUGGAAGUCUUCUCAGCUUCACAGAGUAUUGAGUUCCGUUUAUUCAACAGCAGUGGCUUCCUUGAAAGCAUCUGCCCAGCUCUGGAGCUGAGUAAGGCCUCUGUCACCAAGUGUUCCAUGUCCAGGCUGGAGCUCAGCAGAGCAGAACAGGAGCUGCUUCUCACCCUGCCUGCCCUGCAGUCUCUCGAGGUCUCAGAGACAAACCAGUUACCAGAACAGCUCUUCCAUAACUUGCACAAGUUCCUGGGCCUGAAAGAACUGUGUGUGAGACUAGAUGGCAAACCGAAUGUGCUCUCAGUCCUUCCUAGAGAGUUCCCAAACCUCCUUCACAUGGAGAAGUUAUCCAUCCAAACCUCCACGGAGUCUGACCUCUCCAAACUAGUUAAAUUCAUCCAGAACUUUCCAAAUCUCCAUGUUUUCCAUCUGAAAUGUGAUUUCCUUUCAAAUUGUGAGUCUCUCAUGGCUGUGCUUGCUUCCUGCAAGAAACUCAGAGAGAUUGAGUUUUCUGGACGAUGCUUUGAAGCCAUGACCUUUGUCAACAUUUUGCCAAAUUUUGUUUCUCUGAAGAUACUGAAUCUUAAAGAUCAACAAUUUCCAGAUAAGGAAACGUCAGAAAAGUUUGCCCAGGCUCUGGGUUCUCUCAGGAACCUGGAGGAACUGCUCGUUCCCACUGGGGACGGGAUUCACCAAGUGGCCAAACUGAUUGUCCGGCAGUGUCUGCAGCUUCCGUGCCUCCGAGUUCUCACCUUUCACGACAUCUUGGACGAUGACAGUGUGAUUGAAAUUGCCAGGGCGGCAACCAGUGGAGGUUUCCAGAAACUUGAGAACUUAGAUAUUUCCAUGAAUCACAAGAUUACCGAGGAAGGAUAUAGAAAUUUCUUUCAAGCCCUGGACAACUUGCCAAACCUACAAGAGCUGAACAUCUGCAGGAAUAUCCCAGGACGCAUUCAAGUUCAGGCCACCACUGUCAAGGCUCUGGGUCAAUGUGUGUCCCGACUGCCCAGCCUCAUCAGACUGCACAUGCUCAGUUGGCUCCUGGAUGAAGAGGACAUGAAAGUGAUUAAUGAUGUGAAGGAAAGACAUCCCCAGUCUAAACGCUUGAUUAUCUUCUGGAAAUUGAUAGUCCCAUUCUCUCCUGUUAUCCUGGAGUAAAGGAUGCUCCUGAAGACUACUGACAGUUCAGAAUAUCUAAAACUCCUAAAAUUCUAGCUGAGGUCAGAAAAGUAUGUUGGGCCCUCCUGGGUCUGGAGUUAUAGAUAGUUAAGAGUCUCCAUUUGGGUGCUGGUCACCAAACCUUUAUCCUCAGUAAAAGCUACAGGUGCUCUUAAACCCUGAUCCAUCUAUCCGAAGGCUGAUAAUUUUUUUUGAAAAUCUACAUGCUCAUCACUGAGCUACAAUGAACAGUGCCUUUUUAGUCCUUGUAUAUUUCUCCUGUCUAAAGACUAGAGUUUCCUUCAAGUUCAUACAAGGAACCUUCCAAUACCAAGGUCAACAGGAAAGGGCUGGUGAAAGGAACAUUGAUCUAUGUAAAGCCAAGACAUCAUAGGAGCACUGGGUGGAGGAUAUACAUGGUCUGUUUAUAGAUUGAAUCAGCCUUGUACAUGAGGAAGCAUGUGUUGACUUUAUCAUGGCUGCAGCUGACUCUCUCUCCAGGAGAUGCUCUUUAGUCUUUGCAGCACUUUUGCGUAUUCAUUAGCCUUGAUGUGGUUGUGCAUCUAUUGCCAAUGGGUGGGGGGAUAUUGGGCUUAGAGAAAACUGCUUUUGUUUAUGAGAGUUUUUGAUAAUUUUGCAUGUACUGUAAUGGCCUUGUGAUUUUCUUAGAAACUCAUGGUCAGGCUGGAGAGAUGGCUCAGUGGUUAAGAGCACUGACUGCUCUUCUGAAGGUCCUGAGUUCAAAUCCCAGCAACCACACGGUGGCUCACAACCAUCUGUAAUGAGAUCUGAUGCCCUGUUCUGGGGUGUCUAAAGAUGGCUACAGUGUACUUACAUAGAAUAAAGAAAUAAAAUCUUAAAAAAGAAA
This is a messenger RNA of Mus musculus (house mouse), 5366 nucleotides long. RefSeq names its product NLR family, apoptosis inhibitory protein 5 (gene Naip5). The record is from RefSeq and is marked validated. NCBI's taxonomy places the organism in Eukaryota, Metazoa, Chordata, Mammalia, Rodentia, Muridae. Gene Ontology annotation, biological process: negative regulation of apoptotic process. The coding region runs from base 287 to 4498 and encodes 1403 amino acids. Gene Ontology annotation, molecular function: cysteine-type endopeptidase inhibitor activity involved in apoptotic process. The transcript is spliced from 15 exons.